UGUUUAGUUGGUGUAGUAAGAAAGCAUCACAUAGGACAAGCUCUGGGCUUAUCUCUUACUGAACCAUGUAAUGAAUCCCUUGCUGCAACAUCUUGCGCCUCCCCCAAAGCAGCCAGCAUAUAUUUGAGCAGAGUGGCUCUGUUCGAGUUGUAUCUUAUUCUCAUGGAGGAGAUAGCAGAGCUUAAUACUGCAGCAAGUGGAGCUUCUGUGGUGAAUCCAAUGCUGGAUUAAAUUUUAAGGCUAUUAGCAAGGCCCUGACAAAGUGAUGCUAAAUGAGCACUUUCAUUCUUGGAAUUUGGCUAUAAUUUUAUUGAAGCAGUUUUAUGAUGCAGGAAAAAGAAAUAGCAUCUUAAUUCCAAUCAUAGUAUGCCGACUUGAUCUCUGCUGUGGGGGUGGAAACAGCUGAAGAAUGCAACAUUUUAAUACAGUUUUUUUUUUUUUUUUUUUAAAUGAGUGCUUUGGAUCUAGAGUAAAUGUUCAAGACAGUCAGCAAACAACAUUCACCAAGGCAUUUUUCUGGAAUGUCAGUCUUGGAUCGAUUUAAGUGCUCAGGGUCUGAAAAAAUGUCUCCUAGCAUCAAAAACUUGGAUUGCUUUUCUCCGAUGUUAUGCCACUGUAAAGUAGCAUGCACCAACAGCACAAUAUCCUUAAUGUUUGGAUGUAAGAAAUACAGGUAUCAAGAUGAAGAUACACCUCCUCAAGAGCAUAUUUCCCCACAAAUCACGAAUGAAGUGAUAGGUCCAGAAUUGGUUCAUGUCUCAGAGAAGAACUUAUCAGAGAUUGAGAAUGUCCAUGGAUUUGUUUCUCAGUCUCAUAUUUCACCAAUAAAGCCAACAGAAGCUGUUCUUCCCUCUUCUCCCACUGUCCCUGUGAUCCCUGUCCUGCCAGUCCCUGCUGAGAAUACUGUCAUCCUACCCACCAUACCACAGGCAAAUCCUCCUCCAGUACUGGUCAACACAGAUAGCUUGGAAACACCAACUUAUGUUAAUGGCACAGACGCAGAUUACGAAUAUGAAGAAAUCACACUUGAAAGGGGAAAUUCAGGGCUUGGUUUUAGCAUUGCAGGAGGUACGGACAACCCACACAUUGGAGAUGACUCAAGUAUUUUCAUUACCAAAAUUAUCACAGGGGGAGCAGCUGCCCAAGAUGGAAGACUGCGGGUCAAUGACUGUAUAUUACGAGUAAAUGAAGUAGAUGUUCGUGAUGUAACACAUAGCAAAGCUGUUGAAGCCUUGAAAGAAGCGGGGUCUAUCGUACGCUUGUAUGUAAAAAGACGGAAACCAGUAUCAGAAAAAAUAAUGGAAAUAAAGCUCAUUAAAGGUCCUAAAGGUCUUGGGUUCAGCAUUGCUGGAGGUGUUGGAAAUCAGCAUAUUCCUGGGGAUAAUAGCAUCUAUGUAACCAAAAUAAUUGAAGGAGGUGCAGCGCAUAAGGAUGGCAAACUUCAGAUUGGAGAUAAACUUCUAGCAGUAAAUAAUGUAUGUUUAGAAGAAGUUACUCACGAAGAAGCAGUAACUGCCUUAAAGAACACGUCUGAUUUUGUUUAUUUGAAAGUUGCAAAACCCACAAGUAUGUAUAUGAAUGAUGGCUAUGCACCACCUGAUAUCACCAACUCUUCUUCUCAGCCUGUUGAUAACCAUGUUAGCCCAUCUUCCUUCCUGGGCCAGACACCAGCAUCACCAGCCAGAUACUCACCAGUUUCUAAAGCAGUGCUUGGAGAUGAUGAAAUUACAAGGGAACCUAGAAAAGUUGUUCUUCAUCGUGGCUCAACAGGCCUAGGUUUCAACAUUGUAGGAGGAGAAGAUGGAGAAGGAAUAUUUAUUUCCUUUAUCUUAGCUGGAGGACCUGCUGAUCUAAGUGGAGAGCUCAGAAAAGGAGAUCGUAUUAUAUCGGUAAAUAGUGUUGACCUCAGAGCUGCCAGUCAUGAGCAGGCAGCAGCUGCAUUGAAAAAUGCUGGCCAGGCUGUCACAAUUGUUGCACAAUAUCGACCUGAAGAAUACAGUCGUUUUGAAGCUAAAAUACAUGAUUUACGGGAGCAGAUGAUGAAUAGUAGUAUUAGUUCAGGGUCAGGUUCUCUUCGAACUAGCCAGAAGCGAUCCCUCUAUGUCAGAGCCCUUUUUGAUUAUGACAAGACUAAAGACAGUGGCCUUCCCAGUCAGGGAUUGAACUUCAAAUUUGGAGAUAUCCUCCAUGUUAUUAAUGCUUCUGAUGAUGAAUGGUGGCAAGCCAGGCAGGUUACACCAGAUGGUGAGAGUGAUGAAGUUGGAGUGAUUCCCAGUAAACGCAGAGUUGAGAAGAAAGAACGAGCCCGAUUAAAAACAGUGAAAUUCAAUUCUAAAACAAGAGAUAAAGGGCAGUCAUUCAAUGACAAGCGUAAAAAGAACCUCUUUUCCCGAAAAUUCCCCUUCUACAAGAACAAGGACCAGAGUGAGCAGGAAACAAGUGAUGCUGACCAGCAUGUAACUUCUAAUGCCAGCGAUAGUGAAAGUAGUUACCUAAUCUUGAUUACAGAUGAGUACGGCUGCUCAAAAGGUGGUCAAGAAGAGUACGUCUUAUCUUAUGAACCAGUGAAUCAGCAAGAAGUUAAUUAUACUCGACCAGUGAUCAUAUUGGGACCUAUGAAAGACAGGAUAAAUGAUGACUUGAUCUCAGAAUUUCCUGAUAAAUUUGGAUCUUGUGUUCCUCAUACAACUAGACCAAAGCGAGAUUAUGAAGUAGAUGGAAGAGAUUAUCAUUUUGUGACUUCAAGAGAGCAGAUGGAAAAAGAUAUCCAAGAACAUAAAUUCAUUGAAGCUGGUCAGUAUAACAAUCAUCUAUAUGGAACAAGUGUUCAGUCUGUGCGAGAAGUAGCAGAAAAGGGCAAACACUGUAUCCUUGAUGUGUCUGGAAAUGCCAUAAAGAGAUUACAGAUUGCACAACUUUACCCUAUCUCCAUUUUUAUUAAACCUAAAUCCAUGGAAAAUAUCAUGGAAAUGAAUAAGCGGCUAACAGAAGAACAAGCCAGAAAAACGUUUGAGAGAGCCAUGAAACUGGAACAGGAGUUUACUGAACAUUUCACAGCUAUUGUACAGGGAGAUACGCUGGAAGACAUUUACAACCAAGUGAAACAGAUCAUAGAAGAACAGUCUGGUUCUUACAUCUGGGUUCCAGCAAAGGAAAAGUUAUGAAAACUGACGUUUCUCUAUUUCUCUUUUCCACAAUUCCAUUUUCUGUGGCAUCUCUUUGCCCCUUCCUCUGGAGUCGUCUUCAGUACUCACUUCAUGGUGAAUUAUAUCCCACACAUCACGGUCUGCAGUUGCGCUCAUUUUUUACAUGUAGUGUCUCCUUCAAAUUAUAUCAUGUGUAUUAUUUAAUGUCACUAUUGCUUAGUGGCCAUUUUUCAGAACUGAAGAUGGAAUGGCCUGAUCAGCUAUUAAGAAUUUGGGGAGACGCAGAAAUUGUGGUAAAAUUCCUUAAUGUUUAAGGGAAAGUAACUUUAAGAGAUUUUCUGAAAAGCUUUAUAUACAUUCUCUUCAAAUUUCAGUACAAAUGAAAAAGUGGUUUUAAUCAGUGAUUUAGUAGACUUUGAGCAACUAUGCACGCUUAAGUUUUAAUAGCAUGGUUUGGCCAAUGUAAUAUUCUCAAGUCCUUUUCUCAACUUCUGUCAUCAAAGCGAUUGUUUCAUUACAGACAAAUAAGGAAGACAUAUUUUUUAAUUUCAAAAUUAAUGUCUGAGUUAACUUUCAUAAGGGAUUUCAUUUUUCCUAAGAGUUCUUAAAGUCUUUAUUAUUUGAGGGUUCUUUUCUCCCAGUACAUUUGCUGGGAAUAACACCGUUUAAAUGUUUUUCAUCUACUUGAGCAACACUCUCACGUCUUACCGAAGUUGUUCAUACAUAACGAUCAUCACACUUUCUGAAUUGAGGCCAUGUUCAGGUGCUAAGGAAGUUCACCUUUUACACAGAAGGUUGAGAAAAUUUCCUAGAUAUAAAUACAGACAAAACAGACAUUACAGUGGUGAUGUAGUAACCAUAAUGGCAAUGGAAAAGGAGUCCAAUUCAUAGCCUAAAACUUAAAAUGUAUUCUUAGGAGUCAGAUUUUACUGAAUAUUUUACCCACAAUAGCUGCCUAUUUUGUUAUAAUGAAAUAUAUAUAAAUAUAUAUAUAAACCUUUCUUUAAACUCUGUAACUAUGGGAAUUAUUUUCUUUACAUAGUUGCACACACACACACAAACAUAUAUAUAUAUAUAUUUAAAAUAUAUUUUGUUUCUUUUGCCACCUACUCCUAACUUUUUGUUUGGUUUUUAAAUUAAAUAUUAAUUGAAUAGACUUAUCUUCCUUAAUCAUGUGAACUGAAAAUGGGGGCAUGGUGGUCGUGAGGAGAAACAUUUAGGGAAAUUAGAUUAUAAGUAAAAGUAUGGGCAUAUUCUCCUCUUUCCUACAGAAGUUUUCCAAUGGUCCCUGGGGGGUUUUUGUUACUGUUUUUGUUACUGUUAUCCUUGUCAUCAGGUUUGAUUUUGGUCCUUGCCCUUUCCUUCUAGUUCUCCUUUUAUUAAUAGGAAGGCAGGCAGAAGCCCCAUUUAUGUGUGUGUUUUCCCCUCGGACAUCUUUCAUCCACUGCUCUGCAGUAGAAUUGCACAAAUCUUCAUGGUGAGCAAUUUUAGGAAAUCUUAGUGAAAGGUAGAAAUGAUUUCAGAAAUCAAUUUCUCUGGUCCUUUAUAUUAAUAUUUGGCUUCCCCUUGCUCUUUGGAGUUGUUUAUUAAAUAUGUGUUUUGACAACCUCUUCAUUACAGUUUCUUAAAUGAGUACUGGUUUGUAAAGAAUUAUCAACGUUAUCCAUUCCAUUUAUGAAGAAGAGGAGAACAGCUAAUAAACUAUAUUGUAAAACCCA
Molecule: messenger RNA, 4864 nt
Organism: Callithrix jacchus (white-tufted-ear marmoset)
Lineage: Eukaryota; Metazoa; Chordata; Mammalia; Primates; Cebidae
Source: RefSeq, a predicted model, not a curated record